AUGGGACAACCAGACAACAGGACAACCGGACAACCGGACAACAGGACAAUCGAACAACCGGACAACCGGACAACUGGACAACUAGACAAGCGGAAAGUGGACAACCGGACAACCGGACAACCGAACAACCGGACAAUCGGGCAACUGGACAAGCGGACAAGCGCAUGUGCUGUUGUGUUGGGCUCCUCCUCCCCUCGCCAGAGCGGUUUCAGGCGGUUCCGUCCGACCCCCGAAAUGGUUGAUGCAGGCCCAGCCCGCAGACCACGGGUCUCCUGUCCGAAUGGCCAGUUCAUGCCGGUUCAGUUGCCCUGGCAGCCACGUGUCCUGUUCGACGCGAGCCGAGCAGCUGGCACAAGAUUGCGCUACUCCGCGCCACUCGCUCAACCGGCCAGCCCGCCAGCCAGCAACUGCUGCUCUCUCCCAACGCUGUCUCGCAAAUGA
This is a messenger RNA of Protopolystoma xenopodis, 441 nucleotides long. The record is from the annotation of a GenBank genome assembly. NCBI's taxonomy places the organism in Eukaryota, Metazoa, Platyhelminthes, Monogenea, Polystomatidea, Polystomatidae.